Messenger RNA from Prunus armeniaca (apricot), 1521 nucleotides. The record is from the annotation of a GenBank genome assembly. NCBI's taxonomy places the organism in Eukaryota, Viridiplantae, Streptophyta, Magnoliopsida, Rosales, Rosaceae.
AUGGUCUGGGUCCAGUACGACGGCGAUUCUCGUCAGUUAGAAGUGUUCAUGGCCGAACAGUUGCAGGACCCAAAAACGAGCGAUUUCGUCAUCAGGCCCAGACCCACAACUCCAAUCUUAACGGCUAAUCUCAAUCUCAAGGACAUUGUGGAGCAGAAUUCCUACUUCGGUUUCUCUGCAUCGACCGGCAGUGCAAUCCAGCUCAAUUGCUUAUUGAGAUGGAAUCUGACGGUGGAGAAUUUGUCAGGUGUUGGGAGUGAAGAUAGCAAAAGUCAGGGGCUGAAGAUAGGACUUGGAGUGGGUGUACCCGUGGUGGUGCUGCUCCUGUUGGGCUUGGGAGGGCUGGUAUAUUACGUGCACAAGAGGAGGAGGGCCGCCGCUUCCGACCCGAAUAUCUUAGGGGCACUCAAGAGCCUUCCGGGCACUCCAAGGGAGUUUGAGUUCAAGGAGCUGAAGAAGGCUACGAACAACUUCGACGAGAAGCACAAGCUAGGUCAAGGUGGCUUUGGGGUGGUCUAUAGGGGUGUCCUACCCAAAGAGAAUUUGGAAGUGGCUGUGAAGAAAUUCUCCCGGGAUAAUCUCAAGGGUAAAGACGACUUUUUGGCUGAGCUCACCAUUAUCAACCGCCUCCGCCACAAGCAUCUCGUCCGGCUACUUGGAUGGUGCCACAAAACUGGGAUGCUACUCAUAGUAUACGAGUACAUGCCGAACGGUAGCUUGGACAACCACCUUUUCGGGGGUCCUGAGAAUGCAACACUAGGCUGGAGCCAAAGGUACAAAAUUGUAUCCGGGGUGGCGUCCGCCUUGCAUUACCUCCACAACGAGUACGACCAAAGAGUGAUCCAUAGAGACCUCAAGGCCAGCAACAUAAUGCUAGACUCCCACUUCAACUCCCGCCUCGGCGACUUUGGCCUCGCACGUGCCUUGGACAACGAGAAAACCUCGUAUGCCGAGCUCGAGGGUGUACCGGGCACAAUGGGGUACAUCGCACCCGAGUGCUUCCACACGGGCAAGGCCACGUGCGAGUCUGAUGUGUAUGGGUUCGGGGCAGUGCUUCUAGAAGUUGCGUGCGGUCAACGACCAUGGACCAAAAUGGGCGGGUUUCAGUGUGUGGUGGAUUGGGUUUGGUCCUUGCAUAGAGAAGGGCGUGUCUUGGAGGCCGUGGACGAGAGGCUUCGGAGUGAUUACGUGGCAGAGGAAGCUGAGAGGCUUUUGCUUCUUGGGCUGGCCUGCUCUCACCCUAUUGCCAACGAGAGGCCCAAGACCCAGGCCAUUAUCCAAAUCAUUUCCGCGUCGGUUCCGGUGCCCCGAGUCCCGCCCUUUAAACCCGCUUUUGUGUGGCCCUCCUCCUCUAUGCCCGAAGGAGUCAGCAGCGUAGCCAACACUGUGAGUACGACGUCGUCAUGGCCUCUUGGGAUAUCAGUUUCGGAUAGAUCUGAAUGGACCCCACGCUCACGCUACGACAGCCAGGACAGCUAUGGAGGAGCAGGAGGAUAUUGCGACAGCUCCUCCCUGGUUUAA